Molecule: messenger RNA, 906 nt
Organism: Mucor mucedo
Lineage: Eukaryota; Fungi; Mucoromycota; Mucoromycetes; Mucorales; Mucoraceae
Product: IPP transferase-domain-containing protein
Exons: 4
Coding region: 1-906 (301 amino acids)
Biological process (GO): tRNA modification
Cellular component (GO): mitochondrion
Molecular function (GO): tRNA dimethylallyltransferase activity
Source: RefSeq, a predicted model, not a curated record
AUGGCCAAUAAAUGGCACCCGUCAGACAGAAGAAAGAUUUUACGUAGUCUGAGAAUAUUUCAUCAAACCGGUAAACCUCAAAGCGAGAUUAUCAAAUCCCAACUCGACCAUUUUGAAACGCAUGGAUUAGAACCAAGAUAUAAAGCAUUGGUGUUCUGGAUUUACUCGGAUCCAGAGAAGUUAAAUCCACGCUUGGAUGACCGUGUAGAUCAAAUGAUUGAUACUGGAUUAUUUGAUGAGAUUAAAGAUUUGCGGAAUCACGUCGUACAGGGAAGCGUUAAAAUGCCUAAAGGUUUUGAAUUAGAAAAAUAUCAAAGAGGGUUAUGGCAAGCAAUUGGGUAUAAAGAGUUUGAUCCAUAUUUUGUGGCGUUAGAAGAAGGUAAUACAGACCCGGCUGAACUGGAAAAAAUAAAGGUAGAGUGUACAGAACGGAUGAAGGCGGCCACCAGAAGAUACGCAAAAUCACAGAUAAAGUGGAUUAAAAACAAGCUCGUGCCUACUGCAUUAAAUUCCAAGAAUAAUCAGGUUAUUGUGUACUGUUUAGACGCAGGAGAUCUAGAUACAUGGGAUCAAAAUGUGAGGGAAAAGGCAGUUGAGAUAGCAAAAUUAUUUCAGAUGGAUUUACCGUUGCCAGAGCCUACUAGCUUGAGCGAAACGGCAUCUACUAUGUUGAAACAAACAAAACCAGCAUUAGAUACACAAACCAAAAUUCUGACAUGGAAUAAACAUACGUGUGAGACUUGUAAAACUGACAAGGGUGAACCGUUGGUUUUAAAUGGAGACCAAGAAUGGGAACAACAUAAAAAGGGUCGUCAUCAUCGAAAGUAUUUGAAGCAUUUACGUGUUGAAGAAAUGCGUAAGGCUUAUUUUGAAUCAAAAAAGAAAACUCAAGCUAUUUCUGAAUAA